Messenger RNA from Spea bombifrons (plains spadefoot toad), 3282 nucleotides. RefSeq lists its product as uncharacterized. Bases 81 to 3269 code for a protein of 1062 amino acids. The record is from RefSeq and is a predicted model, not a curated record. The transcript is spliced from 14 exons. Lineage: Eukaryota; Metazoa; Chordata; Amphibia; Anura; Pelobatidae.
CAGACGUGCAGUGCUCAGGACAGGAUGCUGUGAGGAGACAAGUGAAAGAUUUUAGUUGUCGGAAAUACAACUUGCUGGAAAUGGUAGGAGUCAAGCCAAGUGUGUUGUUGGUGCUGUGCUGGGCUGUAAUAUCGGGAGAAUCCCACAACCUUAUUAAAAACGCCAAGGAACAAAAGGUGGAAGGACAGCUACUCAUUAGUGAGGUGAACACAGACAAUCCAGGACUUGAUACUACUGAGUUUGUGGAACUCUAUCACACCAGCGGACACAAUGUUUCUCUUGAUGGUUAUACCUUGGUCUUCUACAAUGGCAAAACUAACACCGCUUAUAUGGUUCUGAACCUGACCGGACUUUCAACAGAUAAGAACGGGUUCUUCUUAAUCGGCUCACUAAUGGUAAACCCAAGACCUUCCAUCAUUGUCCCAAAGAACACCAUCCAAAAUGGGCCAGACGCCAUUGUCAUCUAUUUUGGAAAUGGUCCUUACAGGGAAAACAUGAAGAUUACUAGGGAUGGCUUGGUGGAUGCCCUGGUCCAUAAAGCUAAAGCCACAGAGCAAGCUGAUAUUUUGCAAACUGUCCUUACGCCUGGGGUCGAAGCCUUUCUGGAAGACUCCAGCUUUCACACAUCUGAUGAGUCUAUCGGGAGGUGCUUGGAAAUCGAUGGCCAGUGGACCUUUCGAAUGACGCAUAUAUCUCCAGGCAGCGAAAACUUCUGCAAAGGCUUCCCAGCCGUGGUCAUAAGUGAGGUGUCUUCUCCUUACGCUCAGUAUCUAUAUGUAGAAAUCCAAGGACCUCCAUCUACGCCUCUGUCUGGACUGGUACUGGCGUUUAUUCGUGGAGAUGACCAAAACGUAUACUAUACAACAGAUAUUAGAGGUUAUACCAACCAAGAGGGAUUCUAUGUCCUUGAGAAUGAGAAAUACAGUAAUCGUGCACAGCAAAGCCUGCCAGAUUCAGUACGUUUGUUCACCAAGGGCGGUGGGGCUGUGGCCCUGUAUUUGGGGAAGACCACUGGAAUUUUGCCAAACACGAGCUUUCCUACAAGUGGUUUAGUGGAUGCCGUGGUGUACGGUGAUUAUGAGGAUAUGGGUCCUCAUCCCCUUCAGGAUUUGACCCUGGACCAUCCCAUCAUAUAUUGGCAUAGCGGAGAUGUUAACAUUUCUGCCAGCCGCUGCAGCGUCACCGUGGGGGAGCCAGCCAUCUUCAUGCUAAGAGGCAACUCUCCUGGCCAAACCAAUGACUGCCCUCCACAAAGCAGCCCUCGUCAUAUCAUGGUGUGCUUCAAGAUAUCCGACUGUUCCCAAUGGACUGGAAAUCAAAUUCUCUUAGACCUUCUGUCUUCCAUGAUCCGCUCCCUGCAAACUCUCUGCAGCUGUAACUUGCCUCUGAACGUCGUCACAGAUGCCAGCCUUUCCUGCCGGUCUGAUUUUCUAACCCUCAACGCCAAGCAAAACACCACAUUGGGAUUACAAGGUGUUGACCUGACUGAAGUUCUCCAUAAAUUUGUGACAUCGGGAAGUUCCCUAACUGUUGGAAACAGAAAUGCCGCGGUCAUGCCAACCUGUUCGCUGCCUACAACUAAUCCAACAAAGCCGCCAGUGGUCGUUACUGAUGCUUCUCCUGCAUCCGGCAGUCCUGGCCUCCUAAUCAGUGAGGUGAACCCAAACACUCCUGGUUCGGCUGAGGACACAGAAUACGUCGAGCUUUAUCACCCCAAGAACACGUCCGUAGGCCUCACUGGCUACUGGCUGGUUUUCUACAACGGGAAAAACAACAUGGCCUAUUACACUUUAGAUCUCAAAGGCUUUCAGACGGACAAGAAUGGCUACUUCUUGGUGGGAAACCCUAGGGUGUCGCCAAAACCUCACGUUACAAUGCCCAUCAACACUUUACAAAAUGGCGCAGACGCGGUGGCUUUGUAUUACCGUCCUCAAAAGCCCUUUAAGAAAAAUAUGGCAGUGACGUCUCAUGGGUUGGUCGAUGCUGUGGUUUAUGUGUCCCAGGUUGGAGACGACGCGGACGGACUAUUGAAGGUUCUUACACCUGGCCAGAAAGCAGUGCACGAGGAUGAAAGGUUCCAUCAGGAAGACGAGUCGUUGAGUCGAUGCUAUGGACUGAUGCCCCUCAACCAAUCCGGAUUCAAGGUUACCAGGCUCACCCCUCUAUCAGAUAAUGAUUGUCAAAGUCCUCUUCCAUCCCACCUUCCGCCUGUGACCCCCGUCCCCCCUGAGACUUCUUCCCCUAGCGCGACCGCGGUGAUCAGCGAGGCAGGAGUGUUAAGCGGUUUUGAGCCGUAUGACUUCAUUGAGCUGAAGGGGACGCCGGGCAGCGAGCUGGAUCGGCUGACGAUGGUUCUGUACGGCGCGGGCGGGAAGGUCUACAACCGGUUUGGCCUAGAAGGCACGAUAGGAGCAAACGGUUACUACCUGAUAAGCAUCAAAGGAAAAAGAGAUCAGCUGCUUCCAUCUCUGUCUCGCCCCGGCCUCUCAGGUCCAGAAGCCUUGGCUCUCUACGCUGGAAGUCCAGAACAUUUUCCUGUGGGGUCAAGCUUGACCAAAAAGGGUCUCUUGGAUGCCAUUGUGUACUCCAUGGAAGAGGAGCCAACGGCUGAAUUCCUGAAGGACUUGGGGAAAGACACCAUCAUUUUAAAUGAAAAACGGUUGGUGUCCGUCAGCCUCUGUCCACAUCCUGGAAAUCUUUCCGCUCCACUUAUGUUACCCGUUACGAUGCCCAGUCCGGGUUCGGCAAACCUGUGCCCCUCCAGUGUCACUCCAAUACGUAUCAACAACUGCAAGGACUCCCAUACAGACUGCUCCAAGUGGGAGAACGUGACGCAGAAGGCACUGGACAGUCUAAAGAACUCAUUAAGCGAAUUCAUGCAACAUGACUGCUCGUGCGCCAUGCCUCCUGCCUACAUACAAGAUAUGAAGAUCACGUGUGUCGAUAGUCGGCUGUCUAUCUCUAGCCAUGUUCUGUCAUCUGUGGAGAACCAACAUCUCGUCCAGAAAUGGAGCCAGGAACACGCCGACCGCCAUUUUACUUUGCAUGGACCUUUCCAGCCUUCGGAGUGUUAUAUCACUGUACCAAGUGAGGACCCGUCCUCAGGAUCCUUACCAGCAGACCAUGUGGCUCUUCUCGUCGUACCAAUCCUUCUGUUGGUCUGUGGCUUGGUUGUACUUGCAUUCUACCUGCAUAAGAGGAGGACCAGGCUUGCUCAGAAUUACACCACCAUAGAAAUGAAUCCACAGACAGAGCUGAUUUCGGACUAACAACCAGAAGAAA